Etheostoma cragini (Arkansas darter) is the source of this 1864-nucleotide messenger RNA. RefSeq names its product fibrous sheath CABYR-binding protein-like. Gene Ontology annotation, cellular component: mitochondrion. NCBI's taxonomy places the organism in Eukaryota, Metazoa, Chordata, Actinopteri, Perciformes, Percidae. Gene Ontology annotation, biological process: anterograde axonal transport. The transcript has 8 exons. The record is from RefSeq and is a predicted model, not a curated record. Bases 32 to 1747 code for a protein of 571 amino acids.
CUCACUGAGCUGCUGCUGAUACCGGGGCAAGAUGUUCUGCAGACGGGCAAUGCAGAGAGUGGGGCCGCUGGCACGGAGGGCUUUCAAACCGACAUCCAGAAAUGCAGCUCCAGUGCGACACAUGGCCUUCGGGGUUCCUGGUGGCUCCAGCAACAUGGCCUACUUUGUUUUGUGUGGAGGAGGCCUCACUGCUGCAGUAGUCUACGCCUACAAGACAGUCAACGGUGACACCGAGCGCUACGAGGACAGGCUCGGCAACAUGGGCUCCACAGCAAAGGCUCCUGAGGCAGAGGCAGCUCCAGAAGUAGCAGCUGAACCCGCCCUGCUGGAGGAGGCAGCCCCCACCGCAGAAGUUGCCGAAGAGGUGGUCGUUGAAAAGGCAGUCGUCGAGGCUGUGCCUGCUCCUGCGGAACCAGUAGCGGAGACCGCCGCCGAACCGGCCGUUGAGGCCGUGUCUGAAGAAGCAGCCGUCGUGGCCUCGGAGGUGGUGGUUGCUGAGGCUGUAGCUGAGCCGGUAGUCCCAGAAGAAGCUGCUCCGCCUGUAGAAGCAGUUCCUGAAGCUGUGGAAGUGGCUGCCACAGAGGAGACCCCAGCUGCAGUUCCUGAAGCUGUGGAAGUGGCUGCCACAGAGGAGACCCCAGCAGCAGUUCCUGAAGCUGUGGAAGUGGCUGCCACAGAGGAGACCCCAGCUGCAGUUCCUGAAGCUGUGGAAGUGGCUGCCACAGAGGAGACCCCAGCUGCAGUUCCUGAAGCUGUGGAAGUGUCUGCCACAGAGGAGGCCGCGGCAGUAGAGGCCCCUGCAGCAGAAGCCCCUGCGGCAGAGAGCGCUGAGUAUAUGCCCGAUCUGCUCACAGCUGUGAAGAUCUUGGCCGGCUCCACAGUUGAGAUUGCAGCAUUGUCUGUUGGUGACAAGAGUCUAUUGAAAGCCGUCCAGGAACUAGAGGAGAGUGGAAGACGUUUGGACUUCACACCAGAGGUGGUGGAGCCAGAAGUCCUGGAAGCAAUCCCAGAGGUGGUAGCUGAAGAAGCGGCCGAAGAGGCGGCGGUUGUAGUGCCUGAAGAGGAGCUGAAGUCUGCUGAAGCUGGUGCUGAUGCAGAAGAUGCAGAAGCUCCAGUUGCUGAACAGCUGGUUAAAAAGGAGACAUCUGCCUCUGUAGCGGCAGAGGAGACAGAGGCGGUGGCUGUAUCUCAGUCUGAAGAACCUACAACUUCAGCCCCGACAAUGGAGGAGCUGGGUGAGGAUGAGUGGGAAGAUCAGGCUGUGUCCUCCACAGAGGCCUUGCCUGAAGAUGCUGCUCCCGCUGAAGAUGCCACACCAGAGAAGGAGGCCACCACUACCACCGCUGCUGCUGAUCCAGCGGAUGCGACAUCAGCAGGUGAGAGGUCCCCUGCGGCUGAGACAUCCGUUGAGGAGGCAGCAGCUGAAGCGUCCGCAGACGAGACACGCGUUGGAGCUGCAGGUGUUGUGGACACGACUCAGCUGGCUGCAGCCUCCUCUGGGUCGGACCUGGAGGUCCUAUCAGCUGCUGACGCAGAGUCUGCAUCAGAGAUUGCAGCACAUGAGGCCAAGCACUGCCACGCCUGCCACUCUGCUCCAUCAGCAGCGGAGGUGGGGGCGCCACCUGCUGCUUUGCCCAUGGAGGAAGCUGUGGAUGUAACACAAGAAGUCCAGGAGGAAGUGUCACUGGUGGAUGGACAAAAGCCCAGGGUGUCUAUCUGGAGUGUAAAAAGCUGCUCAGUGAUGUAAUAGUACAGUUAAGAAGCCACAGAGACUAUGGUGGUGGUGACAAGCCAGUUAUGACAUGACAGACAGUGUGUCGUCCACAACACUCUCUCAUCUGUCAACCGAGCCAGGACGGCUGAU